Molecule: messenger RNA, 5435 nt
Organism: Leptomonas pyrrhocoris
Lineage: Eukaryota; Euglenozoa; Kinetoplastea; Trypanosomatida; Trypanosomatidae
Product: putative mitochondrial ATP-binding cassette protein subfamily C, member 1, putative (ABCC1)
Exons: 1
Coding region: 675-5435 (1586 amino acids)
Biological process (GO): transmembrane transport
Cellular component (GO): membrane
Molecular function (GO): ATP hydrolysis activity; ABC-type transporter activity; ATP binding
Source: RefSeq, a predicted model, not a curated record
GCUGGAAGUCGGCACCAACGCGGCUUCUCUUGGUGCAUCGAAUCCUUCCAGUGAGUCUGUCUUGGCUCUGUUCUGCAUCUUCUUUUGUAAGGCGGUAGACUGCAAAGGGGAAAGCAGCUGAAAAGAGAAAAGGAAAAUCAUUGCCGUUUCCUCGCAGGCGGAGAGGCGAAUACACAUAGGUUUGCCCUCGUGAGCGCAACGCGCUUGCCUGCUCGAGAAUUGGUUGAUUCCUGUUGUUUGCUCAUGCGCUGCUUGUUCUUCCUAGCAGCUUCUCCACAAACACCAAAAACUGUAUUUCCUCCGAUAUAUAUUUUGUGAGGGACAACGAGAAUAAUCUUUAAUAAUAAGACGCCCGGACACUUCAGAAGGGAGAACCGAUCACACCCGCAGUACAGACGCACGCCCGCCUAACGGCAGCUUCCUCUUGAUUGUGUGCUUUUCCUGCUCGUCAUCCGCAUGUAACGACACUAAUCGUACUCUAGUGUUGCACUUAUUGAUUUAUUCGGCUAUAGUGUCGAGCUCGUGGGGCCGCCGCCUCGUAUUAACUCGGUCUGAUUGAGAGUAGCUGGUGGCUAUUAUCUUUUGUUGUGUGUGUGUGCUGCAGCGUCGAUUCACUCCUUUGCCUUCCUGCUAUCAGUGAUAUCCUCUGCUGUUUAGCGUAAACAGAGGCAAAGAUGCAGUCGGAGGAGCCACGCAAGUACGACUCGCCGUUUGCGGAGCGCUUAGCAAAACCGAAGCAAACGCCCUCGCAGGCACGCUGCGCCGCAGGCGAAGGAGAGACGGAUGUGGAGCGGCAGCGGAGUGCCGCGCUGGACGAGCAAGAUGCCUUUUACCAGCGCCUCACUGAGCUGUGGGGGCCGCGGGAGCCCUACGUCGAGUGCGACGAGGACCGCGCGUCCUUCUUCGCACGGAUGUGGUACACCUUCAUCUACCCUAGCGUGCUGCUCGCGUCGAAGGAGAAUUUGGCCAACGGCCAGCUGCCGCCACCCACAAAGGACGUGCGAACACACGAAUGUGGUCACCUGCUUUCACGGGGUGUACAGCGUGCCCUGAAUGACCGCAACGCGUGGAACUGCAUGGUGGGGACGGCGGUGGUGAGCACACUCGACCCCGUGAGCCGUGGCGUGCUGCGGUGGGUGGGUGUGCCGCAGCAGGGCGGGUACACACGCAUGAUGGCGGGCGUGGAGUGGAGCGUGCCGCCUGCGGUGCGCACGGCUGCCCGCGGCGACGACAGCGCCGUGUCGCCCUUCUUCGACGGCGUGGUGCACGGCGAGCACCUCUUCACGCCGGAGCACAGCGACAUGUCGACGCUGGAGGAGGUGUCGCAGGUGCGUUUGCUCUCGACCAACGGGACGCCGCUGUCGGAGGCGCAGCUGCCCACGCCACGCCGCCUCUCCCUCACUCGCUGCCUCAUCGGUUCUCUGCCUGGCUACUUCUGGUGGCAGUUUAUCUUUAAAUUUGUCGGCGACAUCUGCACCCUCGCGGUCCCGUUUCUGCUGAAGCUGUUUGUCGGCUUCAUUGAAGAGCGCAACAAGAGUUGGCCCUACGGCAUGUUUCUUGUCGUGGCGUUCUUCGUCACGCAGAUGGUGCAGAGCACGAGCCUGCACCGUUUUUAUUACGUCAGCAUUAAAGGUGGGCUGCAGUACCGCUCCGCCCUGAACAGCCUAAUCUUCGAGAAGUGCUUCACCAUCUCCAGUAAGGCACAGGCGCAGCCGGAGAUGAAUACGGGCCGCAUCAUCAACAUGGUCAGCACUGACACGGAGCAGGCAAACCAGUUUCUUCAAUACUGCAUGUACAUCUGGAGUAGUCCGAUGGUGUUUCUCGUCUCCAUUGUCUUCCUCAGCCGCUUAGUCGGUUGGUGCUCUCUCAUGGCGCUCGUGGCGCUGUUGAUGACGCUGCCCGUCAACGCGUGGAUCAUGAAGUGGCAGAUGACUGCGCGGCAGAAGCUGGUGAAGGCGACCGAUGCUCGCGUAAAGGCCACCAACGAGUUCUUCUCCGGCAUCCGUAUCGCGAAGUUCAUGACGUGGGAGCCGCGCUUUAUCGCCAACAUCGAGGCAAAGCGCGCAAACGAGGUGUCCUACUUGAAACAGGUGCAGUACAGUAGCGUCUGCGUCUCCUUCAUCGCGAUGGCCACUCCGCAGAUUAUGAUUGCGGCCGUAUUCAUCGUGUAUUACUUCCUUGGGCACGAGCUCACGGCCACUAUUGUCUACCCCACGAUUUCGCUGCUCGGCAUUAUUCGCAUGCCCUUUAACAUGCUGCCGUUCGUCUUCACGGUCACGGUGCAGUACGUUGUUGCCAUUGCGCGUAUCAGCAAGUUUCUCGAGUGCGACAACGCGGCGUGCUCCACCGUGCAGGACAUCGAGGACUACUUCAAGGAACAGCACGAGCACACAACGGCGUGCCAGCUUGCCGCGGUGCUCGAGAACGUGGACGUGACGGCGUACGUGCCGGUGAAGCUGCCGUUCGCCCCGAAGAUCAAGACACCGCUGAUCCCUCGCAUGCUGCGCAUGAUGUGCUGCGGGAAGUGCAAACCGACGAGGCGCCACCCCGCGCCAGCGGAUGUGGUGGAGGGGGAGGCCCGAAUAGGGUCUCCAGCAGGUUCACCGGGUGGAGGAGAGGAGGGGAGAGGCGCACCAAACAUGAACGCGGAAGAGUAUUUCGAACUCGAAAACAAGGUGCUGCUCCGCGACGUCUCGGUCGCGGUGCCGAAGGGGAAGCUGACGCUGGUGCUUGGCGCGACGGGCAGCGGCAAGUCGACGCUGCUGCAGUCGCUGCUGUCGCAGUUCGAGCUGACGCAGGGCCGGAUCUGGACGGAGAAGAGCAUCGCGUACGUGCCGCAGCAGCCGUGGAUCAUGAACGCGACGGUGCGCGGCAACAUCCUGUUCUUCGACGAGGAGGAGGAGAGCCGGCUGGGCGAGGCGAUCCGCGUGAGCCAGCUGCAGACGGACUUGCAGCUGCUGGGCUCGGGCCUCGAGACGGAGAUCGGCGAGAAGGGUGUGAACCUGAGCGGUGGGCAGAAGGCGCGCGUGAGCCUUGCGCGUGCUGUGUACGCCAACCGCGAGGUGUACCUGCUGGACGACCCGCUGUCUGCGCUGGACGCGCACGUUGGGGAGCGCGUUGUGGACGACUGCUUCCUCGGCGCUUUGGCCGGGAAGACGCGUGUGCUGGCGACGCACCAGAUGCACGUUGUGCCCAAGGCGGACUACGUCAUUGCGCUGGGGCACGGCAGCGUGGAGUUCAGCGGGAGCAGCGCGGACUUCAUGCGCAGUCCAGUGCACUCACAGAUGGUUGCUGCGGAGGCGGAGGACGAAGCCGCGAACAAAGGUAAGACUGCACCGGCAGAUGAGGUAGAGGUGGCGGAGGCGUCAACGGUGGCCGCUGUUGGAGCGGCGACAGCGAGCAGCAUGGCGGAGGACACGGCCUCCGAACUGGGCAGCACGCACAGCACGCUGCAUACGGCCAAGACAGGAGACAAGGAAGGAGAGACGGAGGAGGCGGAGGCGGUGGUGGUGACGAAAGCACCGGAAAUGGCCGCCCACCUUAUGACGAAAGAGGAGAAGGCGUCAGGCACCGUCCCGUGGUCCACCUACCUCGAGUACUUCCACUUCUGCGGCGGUCGGUUGUGGAUGACAGUAAUCCUGGCGAUGUUCGUCGUGACGGAGUUCUGUACCGUCGCGGCCCCGCUGUGGCUCUCGCUCUGGACGGCGAAGCGCUUUCGCAUUGCAGACUCCGCGUACAUGUGGGUGUACCUCGGCUGCGUGUUGCUGGGGACGCUGACGGUGCCCACGCGCUUCACCUUUUCUUUCGAGGCCAUGCGGCGCGGUACGGUGGCGAUGCACCACAUCAUGCUGCACAGCGUGUCGCGGGGCACGAUGGAGUUCUUCGACACCACCCCCCUCGGCCGCAUUUUGAAUCGCUUCUCCCGUGACGUGGACGUCGCGGACAACAACCUGCCCAUUUCGAUGCUGCAGGUCAUGAACUGCCUCUUUGCGCUUCUCUCCUCCACGAUCAUCACCUUCAGCACCCAGCCGCUCGUGCUGCUGGCCCUCGUGCCAUGUGCGUACAUUUACUGUCGCAUUAUGGUGUUUUACAACGCCGCAAACCGAGAAAUUCGCCGCACGAGCAGUGUGGUGAAGUCGCCGCUCUUUUCGCUGCUGGGGGAGGUUCUGACGGGCAGCGCGACCAUCUCCGCCUACGGCCGGACGACGGUCGUGAUGAAGGAGGCCCUUCAACGGCUCGACCUCGUGUUCUCCUGUUCCUUGCUCGAGAACGCUGCCAAUCGCUGGUUGGGUGUACGGGUAGAGCUGCUGAGCAACUGCGUGGUGACCGUCAUUGUGCUGUUUGGUGUCUUGCGCACCCUCAUUGGAGGCACGGAGGACUACUGGGUAGCGCUCGUGUCCUUGUCGCUAACGAUGUCGACGCAGAGCACGGCAAUCAUGAACUGGCUGGUGCGGCAGGUCGCCAGCGCAGAAGCGGACAUGAACAGCGUCGAGCGCAUUCUCUACUACACUCGCGAGACACCCCAGGAAAGCAUGCCUGACCUUGAGGGUGAAGUGGCGGCCUUGGAGAAGAAGGUGCAUGGGUCCGUAGAUGCCACCGGCACGGUGGUGAUUGAGUCCGUCAGCCCCACCGCUGCCGCACCGCACGUCGUGAGGGCCGGCGCGCUCACCUUGGACCACGUGCAGAUGCGGUACCGCGAGGGGCUGCCGCUUGUGCUGCGCGACGUGAGCUUCUCCAUCGCGCCGCGCGAGAAGGUGGGCGUUGUGGGCCGCACGGGGAGCGGGAAGUCGACGCUGCUGCUGACGUUCAUGCGGAUGGUGGACAUCUGCGGCGGCGAGAUCCGCGUGGACGGGCGCGCGCUGGGGUCGUACGGGCUGCGCGAGCUGCGGCGGCACUUCUCGAUGAUCCCGCAGGACCCCGUGCUGUUCGACGGGACGGUGCGGCUGAACGUGGACCCGUUCCUGGAGGCGUCGUCCGCGGAGGUGUGGCACGCGCUGGAGCUGGUGGGGCUGCGCGAGCGCGUUGCGUCGGAGACGGAGGGGAUCGACGGGCGCGUGCUGGAGGGCGGGUCGAACUUCAGCGUUGGGCAGCGGCAGUUGAUGUGCAUGGCGCGCGCGCUGCUGAAGAAGGGCAGCGGGUUCAUCCUGAUGGACGAGGCGACGGCGAACAUCGACCCCGCGCUUGACCGGCAGAUCCAGACGACGGUGAUGAGCGCGUUCGCCGAGUACACGGUGAUCACGAUUGCGCACCGGCUGCACACGGUGGCGCAGUACGACAAGAUCAUCGUGAUGGACCACGGCGUGGUGGCGGAGAUGGGCAGCCCGCGCGAGCUGGUGAUGGACCGGCAGUCGGUCUUCCGUGGGAUGGUGGAGGCGAUGGGCCGCAGCGAAGCGGCGCGUGUGAUGCACGUGAUGCUUGGCAAUGGAUGCACGUAG